Molecule: messenger RNA, 814 nt
Organism: Daucus carota subsp. sativus
Lineage: Eukaryota; Viridiplantae; Streptophyta; Magnoliopsida; Apiales; Apiaceae
Exons: 8
Coding region: 109-651 (180 amino acids)
Cellular component (GO): membrane; signal peptidase complex
Molecular function (GO): serine-type endopeptidase activity
Source: RefSeq, a predicted model, not a curated record
AAUUGGAAAUCCAAUUUCCCAACCGGGGAAGGCGAGUAUAUAGUAGAAGAGGACGGCGGAGUUUGAACACAUCAAUUACAAUUCUGCGGCGAUUAACUCGGAAUAGGGAUGGGGUGGAUCGGAGAGCAAGUCGAUUCAAUCAAAUCAAUUCAGUUCAGGCAGCUUCUCACUCAAGCCAUUACUCUCGGCAUGAUUGUCACGUCGGCUUUAAUCAUAUGGAAAGGAUUGAUGUGUGUAACUGGCAGCGAGUCUCCUGUUGUUGUGGUGCUCUCUGGAAGCAUGGAACCUGGCUUUAAAAGAGGUGAUAUUUUAUUCUUGCAUAUGAGCAAGGAUCCUAUUCGCACUGGAGAAAUUGUGGUGUUCAAUAUUGAUGGUCGUGAGAUUCCUAUCGUUCAUCGAGUUAUUAAGGUUCAUGAACGGCCAGAUACCGGAGAAGUUGAUAUCCUAACAAAAGGUGACAAUAAUCCUGGGGAUGACAGACUCUUGUAUGCUCGGGGUCAGCAGUGGCUGCAACGACAACAUAUCAUGGGAAGAGCUGUUGGGUUCCUGCCUUAUGUCGGCUGGGUAACAAUUAUAAUGACUGAGAAGCCUAUAGUUAAGUACAUAUUGAUUGGUGCUUUGGGCCUGCUUGUUAUUACUUCAAAAGAGUAGGUUCAGGUCACCUAUGUGAAACCUCAUGGUGGCUACUGGCGGAAUCAGGGCUAAAAUCAUGUUGCAUGUACGCACACUAACUGUAGGUGAGCAGAUAGGUCAGGCCAUCCAUUUGUAAAACAAGUACUUGAUUAAAUAGAAUAUAUUUAUUUUUGACACUAUA